CCACUCUUUAAACUUUUCUCUCCCUCUCUCCCUCUGUAUAUUUCCUUUGGCAGCUACUGGGAAUCUUAAUAUUUUUUCUGCAAAAUAAAAGGGAUAUUUGUAGUUGUUAAAGGAGUGGAUGUGAUGGUGGUGGCCUCUGGUCCAUGUGGAAGUUGUUUUCAAGACUUUGAAUACCAAUAUUGCAUUCUUUAUUGGGGCUGAGGCUUUGAACAUUUAUGAAGAGGAGGAGACUGCUCUUUGGGUGAAGAAUUGAGUCAAAUCCUUAGGUGAGAGUGUCCUACUUGUUACACAGAUCACAGCUCUUGGGUCUGUUAGUUUAAGCUUAUUUACACGGUUAAACGGCAAGGCCAAAAGAUCCUUUGCGUCCUAUAAAUGUUUUCUGCUUUAUUCAAGGCGGCAUAUGGAGAGGAGAACCAUGGAUGAAGAUGAUCAAGCGAGAGAAUGUUCGUUCCGGUUUAUGAAUGAGAAUUUUCAAUCAGCAGAAGACAAUAGGUUGUCGAAAAGGUCGAAGCACCUAGUGGUAUUGAGCCCAGGCGCUUUUAGAAGUUUUGAUCAGAGGCGGUUCCUUAACAAUUCGCAUGGUUUAGAUAAUAAGCUUGCAAAGCAUAUAAUAAGGUUUGAGGAAAGAUACUUUUUAAGUUGCUUUGAGCAUUUGAAUGCUCGUGCAUCUAGCGUAGCCUCAUGCAAUUUAUCCUCGGAAAUGGGAAUUUUAUCUGAUAGAUUGGGUUCAAGACAAGUUAGCAACAGCAGAAUGAGCAAGAAGACUGAUUUGGUCGUUGAAUUUCCUCUGGCAGCCGCUGGGGGCGAGAAUGUUGCCCCGAAGUCUACCGAGAAUUGGAUCCUCGGUGCAAUAACGGGUAGCAAGAGUAUGAUGAACAUUCUAAAGAGCCCUUUGCUUAACAAAUCGGGCACCUUGGAUUACAAUGUUGUCAACUCUGGAAAGAUAAGAUCACUCGAUUUUAAAGAGUCUACGUACUCGGAUGGGAUGAGUUCUCCUGGGGGCUUUAGUACUAGUUCAUCACAUUCAGUGCUGAAGCUCCCGAGUGACACAACUGUUGGAUUUCCCGGAUUUGGAUCCAAGGCUGUACAUAGAAAGCAUUAUUCUGUGUCAACUACAAACUCUACAUGCUCGGAUCAGUCUUUCUCCGUAGCUUCUAUUAUUACUCAAGGCAUGCUAAAGAUCACUUGGAAAAAUGGUUUACCACGUCUCGUUCUUUCUAAUGAUGUUAAGAGCGAGGUAUACGUAGCAGACUUGCUCAAGGUCAACUCAGCUGGCGAUAAGCGUUUGGAUUAUGUGUACACAUUUCGUUCAAGAUCAGCUAGCAAAAUAGAGCGGGAUAUAUGUGUAACUCAACCGGAUUUUGUUGGUAAAAUGACAGUUUCUACGUCGUUCACCCUCUCUCUGAAUGAAUCCGAGAUUAUGGAGACCGUGUUUGUCCUGUAUGGUUCCGGUGAUGAUUGUACAGAUGAUGAUACACAAAUAUCGAGCCACGUUCAGAGAAAGAACAAAAAAUUACCCAUGAAAAUGGCUGAUGUUCUUAGGUCUGGUCAGUCAUAUAAGCAGAGAAAACCGUCAAAAUUUGAUGGAACAAAUGCAAUUCUUGAAGAAAGUUCUUGGCCCCCAUCCUUAGAUACCUGGAAUAAUCGCGCCUUAGGUGGUGCUAACCAUACGGGAAAUGAACUUAUCACGAAUUUUGAGUUGGCUGCUAUAGUUGUCAAAACCCAUCUCCAUAAUAACAGUCAUAAGAAGGCAGAAUUAGGCGGGUGGGGCUUGAAGUUUCUCAAAAAAACCAUGGUCGGGCAGAAAAAUUCACGUUUAGAGACCUCGAUACGCCCUGGCAAUCCUUGCUGUAGUAGCAUUGAAUGCUCAACAAGCACAGAUGUUAUAGUACCAGCUGGUUUUCACGGUGGGCCAAGAACCCGAAAUGGCGGUCCUACUAGCCUCUUGGACAGGUGGGCUUCUGGAGGGCACUGCGAUUGUGGAGGCUGGGAUAUCGGUUGCCCGAUGACAAUUCUCAACACUAGACAAAACAGUAGCGAGAAUUUGUCCCAAGCUGAUGAUGUAUCCGGGGAUUGCAAAACCAUCAAUCUGUUUAUACAGGGCUCCAAACAAAACGUACCAGCCAUGAAAAUUGCAAACAUUCGUGAUGAUUUAUUCUAUAUUCGCUUCGAACCAAACCUGUCAACUCUGCAGUCUUUUGCCAUUGCUGUUGCCAUUAUUCAUAGCCACGACCCUAUCUUCCGAUCCAAACUGUACAGAAGGUGAAGUAACGAGGUUAAAUACUUGGCUUCUGUUGUCAUUUCUAGUCUUCACAAAACCUUAAUUAGAUCAAUUUAUGGCAAUUCAUUUUGUACAUGAAUUUGCAUCUACCGCCAGUUUGUUCCUUUUUUUUUUUGGGUUAAUCGCCAAAAAAAAAAAUGUAGCUCAGUUUUGUUUCUACUGUCUAGAUAUAAAAUUCAUCUGCUUUUUGUUGUUACAGAUACAUGUAAGUUGAACUGGACCGAGACAUUCUUAACAUACAUCCUAUACUGUUAUACUGUAAUUUUAGGAUUCAGAAGAGAAAUGGUAGCUUUGUUGAGGUUGUUGUGGCAAUGUGUUUAUGCAUGUUAGUCAUUACUGCUGCCCAUGUUGCCAAAAGCUUUGUAUGCAAGUUGGUGUUGUUAAUUAAACAUGGAUAAGACCAAACCAAAUUGUGGAUUUGUAUGUACUAAGGUUGUUGCUGAA
Messenger RNA from Ipomoea triloba (trilobed morning glory), 2725 nucleotides. RefSeq lists its product as uncharacterized. The record is from RefSeq and is a predicted model, not a curated record. The transcript is spliced from 4 exons. Bases 401 to 2266 code for a protein of 621 amino acids. Lineage: Eukaryota; Viridiplantae; Streptophyta; Magnoliopsida; Solanales; Convolvulaceae.